GUAUUGUGGAAAGAAUCCUAAUUUUCGAAAAAAUGAAACCUAUUUUUGCAAUAAAACGAAACAAAUAAGCAAUAGGCCAAUCAACCCGAAGAAAAAAAAAAAGAAAAAAAAAAAAAUGGCAAUGGAGAAAAAGUACAGGGCAACGAAGAACAAGGGUACAGACACAUUCCAUCUUUCAGAUAGAGCAAUUCCCAAUUAGAAACCCUAAUCAAAAUUUGGUUUCAUCUCUUUCUAAUUUUCCAUGUAACCAACACUAUUUGCUUGAACAUUUCACCUAUACAUACAUAGAUACAUACACCGAUUUCUGUACGUAUAGGUCCGAAUAAUCAGAUCCUAUCAGCAGGUAUCUGGUUUGACCCUUCUGCACCUCCGAUUCCGUUCAAUUUUUGAAUCCGGCAAGUUACACCUACUCGCCGGUGCAAUUUCCCGAUUAGAUCCGCCGCUGCGAAAAUCGAACCGUUCGAUUGAUUUUCCCCGAUGGACGAUCUGGAUAUGCUAGGGCGAGACAUCGGGCUCGGGACCCGCGGAAAAUCCAACCCGAUGAGGUCCGGCCCGGCGGCGGAUCGUCGAUCCAUGGACGAUCCGUUGUUCAGCGACGUCUUCGGCGGUCAGACCAAGUACGCGCCGAGCUCAAACUCCGGUAGCAAUGUCAAACACUCGCCGGCGAGCGAUUUCUACUACGAUUCUAUUUUCAAGACCUCGUCCACAUUCGAAACGAAGAGCAGUAGUAGCGGGAAUAACAAUUCGUCUCCGUUGCCCGUGUAUGAUAAGCCUUUGUACGACGAUGAGGAUAUAUUUGGUGGGUUGCCCGGGGUGAAGAACAAAUCCCCUGCCUCGACUGUCCGGUUUGAUAACGAUGUGUUUGCUUCGAUUUCGUCACCGCAGAUUGGUAGAACUAAGAAUCGGAGCAGUGAUGUUGAUGACUUUUUGGGGAAUUUGAGGAUGAAUGAUAAGGCAGGGGAGAACAGCUCGAAUCAUAGUGCUAAAAGCAGCUCGAGUACGAAGGGGUUUGAUGAUUUGUUAGCUGGGUUUGGGAGUGUCAAUUCUGCUACUAGCAACAGGCCCAUACAAGAGUCAAGGUGGGGAUCUGUACCAACUGCUGGGUCAAAGCAAGGCCUCGACGAUCCUUUUGUAGUUCUGAAUUCAAACCCGCGCUCAUCGUCCAGGGUCUCCACAGAUCCUCUGGAAAAAAUUGAUAAGAUUAGUAAACCUAGGACUGUGCGGGCUGAAGUUUCAUCUGGUAGUGGUGAAGCAUUUGAUGACUUAUAUCCCGUCAAUAGUGUCGGAAAUUCUUCGCAUUCAUUUUCCCCUGGGAGGGAUAAUAGAGGGAAAGAUGGGAGUCCUUCUAGAUCAGCAAUGCCUCAAUCUGCUACUACCAGAGAACCUUUGGGGAACACUUCUUUAAGAUAUUCAGAGAGCAAUACAGUGAAGAAAGUUCCUGCAGACAAUUUUCAGGAACGUCCGUUAUUUGAUGUGCCCAAUGUCUCAACGGGUCAUCAGAAAUCUUUUAGUCAAACUACUGCUUCUCCUCAGUACUAUGACGCAGACAUGCAUGUAGACAUGUCUCAAACAUCAGAAGGAUGGGUACAUCAAUCUGAUGAAGUAUGGCUCACUGUAUCAGAGAUUCCUCUUUUCACUCAACCUUCAACUGCUCCACCUCCAUCACGACCUCCCCCGCCCGUACCUCGUAAAGCUUCAAAGUCGGGAAUAGGUUCCUUUUCUUCAAAUUCAAGAAAGAAGGGUGAUGAAUUUUCUUCGCCUACAAAUUAUAGUCAACAUCAUCAAAGUCCUAAGCCAUCCAGCCCUGCAGCUAAGGGCCCUCCAGCUUCACAGAUUGAUGAGCUUGAGGAUUUUGCCAGUGGUAGGUCAACAAACACUUUUGAUGAAAGUGGCAAUGUUCAUUCUGGUAUAGAUACCAAUGUUUUCUCUGCAGCUGCUGCAUCUGCUGCUGCUAUGAAGGAUGCUAUGGAUAAAGCUGAGGCUAAAUUCAGACACGCGAAGGAAGUACGCGAAAGAGAAAAUGCCAAGGGAGAUAGAGUCAAGGAAUCUGGUCCACUGGAAAAAGAUGAACAAUACGAGCAGGAGAAAGAAUUAAGGGAAACCCAGGAUAGAUUAGAACGUGAAAGGAAACAGAAGGAAGAGGAAGAAAAAGAGCAGAGGAGACUUGAGAGGGAAAGAUUAAGGGAGAUCGAAAGGGACAAGGGUAGACAGGCUGUAGAAAGGGCUACAAGGGAAGCCCGUGAAAGAGCAGCAGCUGAGGCCCGUGAUAGAGCAGCCAACGAGGCUCGCUUAAAAGCUGAAAGGGCUGCUGUUGAGAAGGCAAACACUGAAGCUCGAGAACGGGCCGAAAGAGCAGCUGUUCAGAGAGCACAAGCUGAAGCCCGUGAAAGGGCUGCUGCAGAUGCUAAAGAGAGAGCAGAGAAGGCUGCCGCAGAGGCUAGGGAAAGGACUGCUGCUGAAGCAAGGGAGAAAGAACUCCGGGAAAAAGCUGCUGUGGCAAGGGCUGAAGCAGAAGCAAGGCGUCGAGCUGAACGAGCUGCUGUUGAAAGGGCUGCAGCUGAAGCAAGGGAGAGAGCUGCCGCAGAAGCUCGAGAAAGGGCGGCAAAUGCAAAAAUGAAUCAGCAAAAGAACGAUAAUGAUCUGGAAUCAUUUUUCAACAUGGGCCGAGAAAGUACUGUACCAAGACCACGUACAAGCACAACUGAUCCUUUCUCCGAUCAACAAUUCCAGAACAAGGGUGCAUCUGAAGCUACAAAGAGGCCACCAACAUCUAGUGGAGCCUCAUCUAACAUAAAGAAAGCUUCUCCCACUCCAAAUUUUGUAGAUGAUCUAUCUUCUAUUUUUGGAGGGGCUCCAUCAGCUGUAGAAUUCCAGGAGAUUGAAGGGGAAACCGAUGAAAGAAGAAGAGCCAGGCUGGACCGCCAACAACGCACUCAAGAACGGGCGGCCAAAGCAUUAGCUGAAAAGAAUCAGCGCGACCUGCAAGCUCAGAGGGAUCAAGAAGAAAGAAAUAGGAUUGGCGAGACAUUAGAUUUUGAAAUCAAGCGGUGGGCUGCUGGCAAAGAAGGAAAUCUGCGUGCUCUGCUGUCAACUAUGCAAUAUGUUCUUUGGCCUGAAUGUGGGUGGACGCCUGUUUCUUUGACGGAUUUAAUCACCGGUGCCUCUGUCAAAAAAGUUUACAGAAAAGCUACUCUUUGCAUUCAUCCUGACAAGGUUCAGCAAAAGGGUGCCACUCUCCAACAGAAGUACAUUGCUGAAAAGGUUUUUGACCUGCUUAAGGAAGCGUGGAAUAAAUUUAACUCCGAGGAGCUCUUCUAAACGCUGGCACAAAUUCUUUAUAUAUCUGUGACCUUUGAACUACACCACUCGAUCAGCUUAAUACUCUUGAUUGGUCUCACAAGAAAUACGUGCAUGGAGGCACAAAUGCUUUUGGUGCAUAUAUUUUAUCUUUUUACGAGUUGCAAAGUGCCGAUUGUGAAAAGGAGAUGGUUGAAUGGUUUUUGUACAUGUUCGUCGCGCCCAAAUGUAUAUUGAUGUCGACGCCACAGAUACAAGGUUGGAGCAAUAAUUAUAUGAUUGCUUGGUAUAGAAUAGCAUUGUUUUAAUAUAUAUUGUGCUGCUGUAUAACAUUUUAAUCUCCCUUGAUAUGUGACCCAAAUGAGGUGAUUUCCUUAUUGUGUUGUCUUUUUCGUAUUAUAUUUUUUUUAUUUGGGGUUCGGUUCUCCGUUCAUUUGAUUAUGUGAGAGUACACAAAUAUGGAAACUUGUAUUAAUAGAGGUGAGUUGAGAUUUAUUUGAAAGCAUAUACCUAUAUCUAUAUCGAUAUCACUUUGUACGAUUCAAAUUCGGAUGUAUACUAUUUAUGUUUCUACAUUUAAAAAGUGUUAUUUUCGA
Messenger RNA from Erythranthe guttata (spotted monkey flower), 3893 nucleotides. RefSeq names its product auxilin-related protein 2. The record is from RefSeq and is a predicted model, not a curated record. Gene Ontology annotation, molecular function: clathrin binding. Gene Ontology annotation, cellular component: cytoplasm; intracellular membrane-bounded organelle; vesicle. Gene Ontology annotation, biological process: clathrin-dependent endocytosis; clathrin coat disassembly. NCBI's taxonomy places the organism in Eukaryota, Viridiplantae, Streptophyta, Magnoliopsida, Lamiales, Phrymaceae.